This is a messenger RNA of Octopus sinensis (East Asian common octopus), 1066 nucleotides long. RefSeq names its product protein ATP6V1FNB-like. The coding region runs from base 331 to 876 and encodes 181 amino acids. The transcript has a single exon. The record is from RefSeq and is a predicted model, not a curated record. Lineage: Eukaryota; Metazoa; Mollusca; Cephalopoda; Octopoda; Octopodidae.
UGCAUGGAUUAAGGCGAACAUCAUGAAAAAAAGUUUGUUUAAGAGGCACUGAAAAUGUGAAACUUGAAAUUGAUGUAGGGGCAGCCAGAUGUUAUUACAAAUAAUCGUUUAUAUUUAGAUGAUUGAAUAAUUGCCAUAUUAAAAGACAUGUAUAUACAUGUAGAGAUAUGAAGACAUAUCAAGUAUAUGAAUAAAUAAUUUAUGGUUGGUUGUUAUACGAAAUUAAAAUAUUAAGGAAAACAGCCCUUGGCUUUAAUCGAAAUUACGGUGUGUUAGGACAUUCUAAAAAGUAAGGAGAAGUAACAGGAAAGUGUCUAUUAUUUUUUCAAGAUGGCUCGAACAAAUUUUGCAAAUAUCAAAUUCUGGGAAGACAGUAUUGCAAAGGAACAAACUUUACGUCUCACUUGGCAUCGAAAAAGACGAGAGAAUGAACUGACGGGAGUGAAAGAAACUGAAAAAGGCCGAGCAAGUGAUAUCCUUCGCAAAAAACUUAUGUUCGCUACUGGUGAUCCGAAGUUAGAACAGAAGCCAGCAGAGGCAGUUGCCAAACCACCUGAAGAACAUUUGGUUGAAGAAACACCGGAAUUGGACACGAAACAAUUUGAACUAAUGUUACCAAUUGAUAAAGCAACAAAAGAUUUAUUGUAUGACGGAGUGUCGAGAGACGGUAAAGGGCGUGCAAACUAUCUGAAGCAAAGGUAUGUUGAAAAUCCAGAGGACAAAUUUAUUUUUCCUCCAACGUCAGCUAUGGAAUAUGGUUGGAACAUUGCAGAACUCUCCAAAAGUUUUAACAUCAACAAAUCAUUACAUGGACACAGGUGUAUAUUAAGGGAUACCUUUUAUCGGAAGAAUGGCAUUCCGAUGAUUCCUGACUAAAGAAAUUGCGCAAAAGAGUUUGUUUUCUUAGGGGUAUAUUUUUCUAUAUUUCCGUGAGAGUGACGUUCCAUAAAUAUUCCCAUUUUAAAAUUCCUAUACCGAUCCUACGACAGUACUUAAGCAUCUAAAAGGAGUUUAGAAUAAAAAAUGAACAUUUGGUAUAUUUUAUUAAAGUUUCAAAAGAAGGAUA